GCUGUUUAAACAAACUAGAGAGAAUUUAGUUACAAACACAACACAGUCAUAGAGGAAAGCUGGAAUCACUGGAAUUAAAGCCAACUGCUAUUAGCAUAUUAGUGUGAUUUUCAUUAUUGUAAUAGAAGUGUGGAUACUCUAAGCCUAAGAUACGAAGUACUACAUGAAAUCGUUGUCAAAAUACAUUUGUAAGGGUAUAAUUCCCUUAGGAAACACUAUAGGAAUUUUUGAGUUUAUCCCAUUUAACUUGUAAUCACUAUUAAAUUAUAUACAUGGUUAAAUCAUACCAAAGUGCUUAGGAGAUGCUAGUACAUGGGAAAACACUUAGGUGUAAUGCAGACCUUCCGGUUCCUUUAAAAGUUACAAAACUAAUUGAAAUAAACUAUUUGAAGAGCUGUUAUGAGUUCAGGUAUUGUGCUGUUAUGUCAGGAUGUUAAAAAAAAAAAAAGUGGAUCAUAUUAUUUCAAUUAUAAUAAUGAUCAAAACUGAGUGCUUGAUUAAAGACUUUAGCUUAUAAAUAGGAAUAACUGCUUUACUUCAAAAUAUUUCUGACCUUGGUAUAGAUAGACAUACAAAAUUAGAAAUGGCUGUUACUGAAUUUCUAGCGAUACUGUGCAGUGUUGAAACUGGGGGGAGGAUAGCACUUCUGAAGGUCAGGUUUGGGGAAGCAGGUUGGGUUUUUUUGAAGUGGAAAGAAAAAGACAUUCUGCAAGAGCAUUCUUUUUCCAGAUGUAGUGGGUGUGAGAGAUGAUAGAUCUCAAGCUAUCUUCCAAGUACAGUUCUGUUGUGUGUCAAGUCAGUAGGGAAACCUGUUCAAUUAGCAUUCUAUGGAACUUUGUCCUGGAUUUUUUAGGAAUGAUUGCAAAUCCUUAUCAUAGAUAUGGUGUAUAUUGAUGUAGUUUACUUUCUUGUAAAUUGCACUGCUGCAGUUCAUGCUUUUCUAGUGUAAAAAAUGUCUCUCGGGAGUGUUCCUUGGUAGAAGUACACUGGGGGCUGCAAGAUCUGUGUGUUAGCAGGUGUGCUGCAACAACUGUUUUGUGCCUGCUGAUUCUGACCAGCUGAUGUUCACCACUGCAGUGGCAGAAGGGGGAAUAAGGCUGUGUCCAGGAUCCUUGGGACAGGACACCGGUCUGAAAGGUGCUGCAGUAUUUUAAGCCAAACGGUCGUCUUCCUUUGGACUGCAGAAUCUGCUGCUCUAUUGUCUGUAGGCUAUGGUGUGGUAGCCCACGCUUCCCAAGCUGCAUGCUUUUCAGCUCCUGUCCCUCCCCGCAGAGCCCAUUUCACACACAGUUCCACCUAAACUCCGUUCAAGUGCUGUUAUAUACCCUUCUGAUCACAGCAUGAUGUUCAGAGUUUUAUAAAAUGUAUAAAAACUUAAAUCUAACGUGGAUACAAAAAAGCAGUAGGAUUUCCUGUUGAACAGAAGUAAAAUAGCAAUAAUAAUUUGAUCUCUGUUUUCAUUGCCAGUUAAUUGUGGCAUCUGGCAAAUGAUACCAUACAGAAUGCAUUGCAGUAAUGAAAUGUGGAAGUUCAGGAGGUGAUUAAUGCAAAGAAGUCCAAACCCGGCAGAAGCUCUUCCCUAUUUACUCAAUUGUAGACAAAACCUCCUGUUCUCACACUUGCAUGGGAGCUCUUAGAAGUCUGGAAACAUACUCAAGAUUGCCGUAAGAAUAACUGUAACAGUCUCAAGACUGUAUUUCGGAGGCAGUGAUGUUUUUAUUGUCUAAAAGAAUCCUCUUAUAAAACAUUACCCAGCUGUUGUGCUAGCCCAGCUUGGUGGAAAUGACACAGUUACUGAGGAGUUACCUUCUGACACACUAACUCAGUAGAGUUGAUUUGUAACACUGUAUGGCAUAGUAGCAGUAGUUAACCAAGAGUACUGCUUUGAAAUGGAAAUCUCAUUUAAAUUUUAAAUAUAUAUUAUUGUACUAUAUAUAACUUUGCUUGUGAUAGUAUCACUGUGCUAUUGUAGCGUUACUAAAUGAUCUCAAGAAAGCAGCUGAAGUAUUUUUCUGGAAAGGGAAGAAAGGGAAAUUCUGACACUGCAGAGCCUUUUUGUUAUGUCGCAGUACUAGCAGUGGAAGAGUGUGGGGGAGGUGUGGGGCAUGUUAUUACUCAAGGGUUUCCUGACCUUACAAUAUUGGUACUUGGAAUGGUCUACAAAGUAGAAAUCAACUUUUGGUUGACUACUCUUGAUAAAUUUUGUCAAUGUUAGUAUUUGUUGGUUAAAAGCGACUAAAUAGGUAUGAGUUUUGUUGCAAAGGCUCCUUCAGUUGCUGUUGUUCAUGGAUUAGUGACAUAACAAUGUCAUUUUAUUUUUGAGUUCAACAGUGUAAUUUUGCUACUUUUUUAACUUUCUUCCACUAGAUGGCCCAAGCGUUCUUUCAAGUAUGAGAACUGGAACUUAAUUUCUAAACUAAAUUUGUGAUGUUUUAACUGAAGUUAAAAUUCUGCAUCAAGAAACAUAUGUAAAUUUCUGUGAUGCUUUGUGCUUGUUUAAAAUACAACUACUUUAUAUCAACCAAGAGAGUGUUGGUUAAUGUAAGUAAUAUGUGGUAAUGAAGGUUAAAUCAUGUAUGAUUUUCCAUGUCCCUCUUUUCCCUUGUUUAGAACAUUUCUUACUGCAUGUAGUACAAAGCUGUUUAGCUUUUUGCGUUGAGAUGAGAGCUGAUGUACUGUCACUUGGACAGUGUGUUCAGUAGUAGUGGUUCAGAGAGACUCUGAAAAGGUGUUGAUCUCAGGCUGAAGUUUGUCCCUAACAUCUCCUGGGACUGAGACUCUUAUUUUUCAGACUACUGUAACUGAUUUUUUUUUUCUGGUCUGUUUUGCUGCAUGGGGUGUUGAUAACAGCUUUGCGGUUUUUCACCAGUAUAGAUGUGGUCCAUGGGUUCUGAAUAGGUGUAGUUGUUAAAUGUGCGGACAGUAAUUUAAUUCACCUAUUUUUAUUGUCUAAUGGACAUAAAGUAUAAGCUUGUCAUCAAGGCUAUCUUUUUGGUUAGUGGAGAAAGACAGUUACACACAGAAGGCAGCUCUUACUGUGAGGGUGGUUAGACACUGGAAUGAGGCCGAAGAAGUGGUGGGAUUUUCACCCACAGAGACAUGCAAAACUCAGCAGGACUGAGCCUGGCCAUGCUGGGCCACCUCUGACUGGAAGAUUGAACUAGGUGACCUCGAGAAGUCCCCCUCAGCCUCAAUUAUUCUGUAAUUCCAAAAGAAGACUUUCUUAGUUCCUUUUCUCUACUGGUAUGUAAACCAAAAAUCAACACAAGAAAAAUUAAUUAUUGUCUUUCUGAGUUAAUUCCUCACUUCAGUAUUUUGCAUUGAGUUCCAGCUUUCCUUUUGCUUCUGAGGACCUUGAUGUGGUGGUAUUAGACCACCAGAACAAGUGUGUGUGUCUGUGUGUGCUCUUUUCCUUCUUAAAUUGCACCCCCUGGAAAAAAAAAAAAUAAAAGGGCGUGCUAUAGUCCUCCUUUCACUGCUGCACUUGCCAAAUGCCCUCUCUGUCCUAUUGUUUUAUAUCGUUACUCCUGGGGACUCCCUUUAACAGGGACAGUAGAUUUUCUCUUAUUCCUGUUUCUCUUUUUCUCUUUAUGGAAGAGAGUCAGCUGUUGUCCCUUCCUCUGCAUCUGACUGCUCCUUCUUUCCUUCCUUUUCCCAUUGUCAGUAUUUGUCCUGUCCUGCCACCUCCCUGUUCCUCUUCCCUUUUCUGGCCGGAGACAAAUGAAUAUGUCCAUGUGUACUAGAAGGAUGGACAUAAAUGGAGAAGUAUUUGGAAGUCAGUUCUGUAGACAAAAAGUCCUGUUCCAGUUCACCGCUCUACUGAUACGUGGUGGAGUUCUGCAUUUGCAGUAUUUGUCUUGCUUUCUAAUUUCUUCCAAAGUCAGUAGUUUUCACCUUGUUGAGCAAUAUGCCACACAGAUUUUUACCAGUUGAGCCAAUGGAGAACUUUCUAAAUAUGUUGGGUUUCUGAUAGAAGUAUAUUUUUAAUGGCAUUUCUUUCUGAACUGAUACACUCUUAACUUUGUGUAGGAAAUUGGCUGCAUGGCCUUGCAACUGCUGUUACUACUAAUGCAGGCUUAACUUUGUGGCUGGAAACUGGACUGGUGAAAGUAAUUCCAUUCUUAGCAUCCUGGUAGUGGAAAACAUAGAUACAGGUCUAAAACAUUAAUGAUACGUUUUGGUUGGUAGUGUUUAGUUCUUAACUUUCUUUUUACUGAACAAAUUUAAUAGCAAGUACGAAAUAGUGUGGUUUUAAAAAGAUGUUAUACUCGGAAAUCUUUGAUGCAACAGAGACAUAUAUAGGUGUCACUUGUCUACAUGUAGUUUUGCAUGCUCCAUUGUAUGGAACUUUCAGUGCUGUAAAAGGGGGAUUAUCUAAAGAUGAUGUGAAAGUUUUUUGGUUUUGGUCAUGUCUCAAUCAAAAGUUUGCACUUAACAUGUUUUUUUUGUAGCUGUAGACAGUUGAAGCAGGUAGUAAUGUUUGGUUUCAGGUGGACAUUUUAGUUCGCGUAUCUGAUGCAUGUAGUACAAUAGCAUGUUUAUUGUGUUGUUUUGUAGCUAGAAAUAAAGACAUUAUAUUUUAGGGUGAACAAAAUGAAGUGAUAGUGAUGGACAAGACUUCAGAAAGGUGUUGUUUCAUACCUGAAUGCGUUUACGUAGUGGCACCUCUUAAAUAUGUGUAGGCUUUUUGGAUAAGUGAAUGUAGUGCCUUUGGGUGUGUGACAUCGCCAUGAUGUAGUACCAUUUGGAAGCUGGACAAAGCUGGAGAAGAGUGUGGUAUCAGAUGUCACUAGUAGAUUUGGGAAAGAAACUUUUAGAAGCUGCACGAGCAGGUCAAGAUGAUGAAGUUCGCAUUUUGAUGGCAAAUGGAGCACCUUUUACCACAGAUUGGUUGGGAACAUCUCCACUUCAUCUAGCAGCACAGUAUGGACACUACUCAACAACAGAAGUGUUGCUGCGAGCAGGUGUAAGUCGGGAUGCCAGAACCAAAGUGGACAGAACUCCAUUACAUAUGGCAGCAUCAGAAGGCCAUGCCAGCAUAGUAGAAGUCUUACUUAAGCAUGGCGCUGAUGUAAAUGCGAAGGACAUGCUCAAAAUGACUGCGCUUCACUGGGCCACUGAACAUAACCAUCAAGAAGUUGUAGAACUCUUAAUAAAAUAUGGAGUGGAUGUUCAUGCUCAAAGUAAAUUUUGCAAAACAGCUUUAGAUAUUGCAGUAGACAAUGGAAAUGAAGACCUUGCAGAAAUAUUACAGAUUGCAAUGCAGAACCAAAUCAAUACAAAUCCAGAGAGCCCGGACACUGUGACGAUACAUGCAGCAACACCACAGUUUAUCAUUGGACCUGGAGGGGUGGUGAACCUAACAGAUGAAACAGGAGUGUCUGCUGUACAGUUUGGAAAUUCAUCGACAUCAGUAUUAGCCACAUUGGCAGCUUUGGCAGAAGCAUCAGCUCCACUGUCUAAUUCUUCAGAAACACCAGUUGUGGCCACAGAAGAAGUUGUGACUGCAGAAUCUGUGGAUGGUGCUAUUCAACAAGUUGUCAGUUCUGGGGGUCAACAAGUAAUUACUAUAGUUACAGACGGCAUUCAGCUUGGUAACCUGCACUCAAUUCCAACCAGUGGAAUAGGGCAACCAAUCAUUGUGACCAUGCCUGAUGGACAGCAAGUAUUAACAGUUCCAGCCACAGACAUUGCUGAAGAAACUGUGAUAAGUGAAGAACCACCAGUGAAGAGACAGUGUAUUGAGAUUGUUGAAAAUCGCGUGGAGUCUGCAGAAAUAGAAGAAAGAGAAACUCUUCAGAAACAGCUGGAUGAGGCAAACAGAGAAGCACAAAAAUAUCGUCAGCAGCUUCUAAAGAAAGAACAAGAAGCAGAGGCUUAUCGGCAGAAGUUAGAGGCAAUGAACCGCCUGCAGACUAAUAAAGAAGCUGUUUAAUAAAAAAAUGAACAUACUGCAAAGCCUGUUACUUUCAAAAACCUGCAGUACAAUCUUGAACUGUACGCUAUAUAGGUACAGACACAGGAUUACAUGAUAGAGAAGAUGCUACAAGUUGAUAACCGGACUUAAGCCGUGAGCUCUGAUGAAUUUCUUGUAACAUAAAAACUCUGAAUUUAGAAAUUGUGCAAAGUAUUUAAAAUGAAAUACUGUAAAUAGUUGGUUUUUUUACAGUUUCAAAAUGAGUUGAUAAAUCUUUUUGAAGGGAACCAGAAACAUGAGAAGCCAAUGUUUUUGUGAAAUUUUGAUUUUAGUAUGAAUCUUAACUUCUGAAAAACAGAACAGUUUUAAGGGUGAUGAUGUUGAUUUAAGCUGACAGCUUGAAAAUGAAUUAUGUGGCAAAAUGAAUUAACAGUUAUUUCUCCAUGGUAACAACUUAAACUUCUCUGAAUAAGACAUUUCCAGGUGGAAAUCUUUGUACAGCUUUAAGUAGUUGUCUCAGAUUCUCUGAAAACCAUUUUUGGUUUGUUUUUUUUUUAUUUUAGGUGGUGAAAUUUUUAUAUUUAAUUUCAGAUAUAUCCAAGUAGAUUUACAUGUAUAUGAAGCUAAUAUUUUUUAAACUUUUCAGUUUGUACAUAUGCUGCAUGUUUUUAUAAUUUCUACACAUACAUCUUGCAUAGGUAUUUUUCAGCAAAGAUGAGAAAAAUGAGAAAAAUGUUUAGCCUAUAGGUCAUUUGAAAUAAACUAGCAGCCGGUUUUAUUGUGGAUGGUAUAUUUCUUGGAAGAAUGUAAUUUGUAAUUAAAAAGAACAAAAAAAAAUCUUAAUUUACAUAUUGGAGGCAAUUUAAAAUUGUGAGUGGAGGCAUUGAAACUUCACUUUGUUUUACAAACUUAAAAGUUUCACUGUGUCUUACAGUUUUCCUGUACAAACAUUUUAAAGUUCAGUAACGAAUAGAAAAGAAUGUCUCCACUGGAACACAACUAGUAGUUCUUUUAGAAUAUUCCUAUUGAUCUCUUUUUCCCCAAUAGCCUUGAAAUUAUUUCAGUGAUAUGUUUUUUUUUUCCAAACAGACUUUUGCAUUUUAAUCAUGCAAUUGGACAAGUAAUUUUUUUAUGUUGUAGUGAUGCUUUUCUUACCUAGCAUCAUUGUUCCUCACUGUGAUACUCUGUGUGUGUGUGUCUGUGCAGUGAUCUAUUAUGCUUAGGAUUUAUAUAGCACGUUACAUCUUCAGAGCAUUGUAAAAUCUUUUAAAGAACCCUUACUGUACUGCCUGAGGCAGGUAAGUGGGUGUUAUUGUCUCAAUUUUAUAACUGGUAUAAGUGCAACACAGGGAGUGUUAAAUGACUGGCCCAAGACCACAUGAAUCUGUGGUAGACCUGGGAAUAGAUCUCAGGAGUUCCUGACUUCUAGUCCUGUGCUUAGACUGAGCUGCCUUAAGAUUGUUCAGUGCUGUGUUACAUUAAAUUUUGAACUACUGUGCAGAUUCCUUUUUUGUAAGAUACAAUUCUUUGUGCUUUGCUUUGUUGUUCCAUGUUUCACUGCUUUUAUGGAAUUGUUUAUAUAAACUUAAGCAAAAAGUCUAGUUUACCUAUACUGUACACAGAAGAAUUACCCUUAAAACUGUACUCUGGCCUACUUUUUCUAUUUUACAAUUAAAUAUCUUUUCCACAUA
Messenger RNA from Falco peregrinus (peregrine falcon), 7608 nucleotides. RefSeq names its product GA binding protein transcription factor subunit beta 1 (gene GABPB1). Gene Ontology annotation, cellular component: nucleus. Gene Ontology annotation, biological process: positive regulation of transcription by RNA polymerase II. Bases 4784 to 5935 code for a protein of 383 amino acids. Gene Ontology annotation, molecular function: protein binding; transcription cis-regulatory region binding. The record is from RefSeq and is a predicted model, not a curated record. The transcript has 9 exons. NCBI's taxonomy places the organism in Eukaryota, Metazoa, Chordata, Aves, Falconiformes, Falconidae.